UUGGGCCGGUGCUCGAUUGGUUCCUGUUCAUAAGGAUUACGCCGUGUCUAUGUAUCCUCGAGAUGGAAGCUCACAAAUUAAAAGAGUUAAUCUUUCGAUCAAGCUACAACGAUUACCAAACACGUACGCACAAUAUCGUGAAUCGUGAUGUCAUAUUGAAUGGAAUAGAGAUUUUCAAAAUAAGUAAUAAUAACAAUCUCGCAGGUUUGAAUCCAAUGAAACACGUUGUUCUAUCAUCUCCAAAGCAAUUACCAACUCAACAAUCAAAGUCAAAGAAGUCAACCAUAGUCAUGGUUUCAGUGGUUGGAUUAUCAUGUCUCUUGCUAGCAUUUGUGAUGGGAAUAAUAAUUUAUGUUAAAAGGAGAAGAAGAUUUGAGUCUCAUCUUCAAAUGGAAGAAAAUUCAUGGAAAACAAAGAAAAAAGGUUCAUCAACUUUACCAUCCCAUCUAUGUCGCUAUUUUACAAUAGAGGAGAUAAGAGCCACAACAAACAACUUUGAAGAUAUUUUUAUCAUCGGGGUAGGAGGGUUCGGCAAUGUGUACAAAGGUUACAUCGAUGAAGUUACACCAGUUGCAAUAAAGCGUCUUAAAUCAGGUUCUCGACAAGGUGUAAAAGAGUUCUUGAAUGAGAUCGAGUUGCUCUCUCAGCUUCGUCAUAUUCACUUGGUUUCCCUCAUUGGAUAUUGCAACGAAGACACUGAGAUGAUUCUCGUUUAUGACUUCAUGCAACGAGGCACUCUCCGUGAAAAUCUCUAUGGUUCCGAUAUUGAACCUCUUAGGUGGAAUAAGAGACUCGAGAUUCUAUUGGGUGCAGCAAGGGGGUUGCAUUAUCUUCAUGCAGGUGCGAAGCACAAUAUCAUACAUCGUGAUGUGAAGAGUACAAAUAUAUUGUUGGAUGAAAAAUGUGUGGCUAAGGUUUCUGAUUUUGGCUUAUCAAAAGUGGGACCCACGGGAAUAUCGAAUAGUCAUAUCAGCACUAUGGUGAAGGGUAGUAUAGGUUAUUUGGAUCCAGAAUGCUACUUGCGGCAUAGGCUGACUCUAAAGUCUGAUGUGUACUCUUUCGGUGUGGUGCUUCUUGAGGUAUUAUGUGCAAGACCACCUUUGGAUCAUUCUUUGGAUACACAAAAUGUAAGUUUGGUUGUGAUGUUCAAAAGAUGUUACAAUGAAGGUGUAAUAAUUGAAGAGUUGGUCGACCCAUUCAUAAAAGAUUCUAUAACAAGUGAGUGUUUGAAAUGUUAUUGCCAAAUGGUAUUGAGUUGUUUGCAUGAAGAUGGAAAUCAACGAAUGUCAAUGAGUGAUGUGGUUGGGACUUUAGAGUUUUUGUUGCAAUUGGUGAUGAAUGAGGAGGAUAAUAAUAAUUUUGAAGAGAGUGAUGUGUGUUUCACAAGUAGUAGUGAUGACUAUGGUUCUCAUACAAGCAAGUUAAGCACCAUUUCAACUAGUACUAGCUAAAGAGUAACUUAUCACUUAUGUUAUCUACAUGUGUGUAUAGAUAGUUUGAUCGUUUCAAAUUUGUGGUUGGGUACAUAAUGAAUUGGGAAUAACUAAUAAGUAUGAAGAAAAACCUAAGUCUCGUUAAAAUGUACUUCUUUUUUACACAACAUUAAAAUGUACUUGGUAUCUUACGAUUUAAUUUUAUAAGAAUGAAUUAUACUACUAGCUUCUUUGAUUUUUACCAAAAAAAAAAAGCUUUUUUGAACGUAUCUUUAUUUUCUUUGAGUUUAUUAUAUAAUAGGCUUCCAACAAAAGUUAAAUUGGU
Trifolium pratense (red clover) is the source of this 1758-nucleotide messenger RNA. RefSeq names its product receptor-like protein kinase FERONIA. The transcript has a single exon. Gene Ontology annotation, molecular function: transmembrane receptor protein tyrosine kinase activity; ATP binding. The record is from RefSeq and is a predicted model, not a curated record. NCBI's taxonomy places the organism in Eukaryota, Viridiplantae, Streptophyta, Magnoliopsida, Fabales, Fabaceae. Gene Ontology annotation, biological process: protein autophosphorylation. Gene Ontology annotation, cellular component: plasmodesma; plasma membrane. Bases 63 to 1451 code for a protein of 462 amino acids.